ACCAAGCCAAUGUGCCAACACUCAUGCUCAAAAAAAAAAAAAUGUGCCAACACUCCAACACCCUGCUGCACUUCCUCCGCCACGUCUCCUUCCCGCCGGAUGCGCACCUCCUGCCGUCCGCGCUCAAGUCAUGCCACGCGCAGCCCCUCGCCCGCGCGCUCCACGCGGCCGCCGCGGUCUCCGGCCUUGCGGAGGAUCCCUUCGUCGCCUCCUCGCUCCUCCACACCUACAUCCGCCUCGGAGCCACCAGCGCUGCCCGCGUUGUGUUCGAAAGAAUGCCGGACAAGAGUGUCGUGGGCUGGAGCGCACUCAUCGCCGGUUACUCUGCACGAGGUGACGCCGAGGUCGCGUGGGGCCUUCUGGAGCGGAUGCGAAGCGCUGGGGUCGAGCCAAAUGUGAUCACCUGGAAUGGACUGGUUUCCGGGCUGAACCGGAGCGGCAGCGCCCUCGACGCUGUCAAGGCACUUGUGAGGAUGCACGGGGAAGGGUUCUUGCCAGACGCCACCGGUGUCUCGUGUGCACUCUCUGCGGUCGGGGAUGUGAAAGAGGUCUCGGUUGGCGAGCAGCUGCAUGGAUAUGUGGUGAAGGCAGGGUGCAGGCUAGAUCAACAUGUGGUCACUGCGCUCAUUGACAUGUACGGCAAGUGUGGGCGUGCUGAUGAGAUUUCUCACGUGUUCUAUGAGUCCAGCCACAUGGAUGUUGCUUCCUGCAACGCUCUCGUCGCUGGGCUCUCUCGGAACGCCCAGGUCUCUGAGGCAUUGUUGUUGUUCAGCGAGUUUGUUAGCCGAGGAGUCGAGUUGAAUGUUGUGUCCUGGACCUCGAUUGUUGCCUGCUGUGUGCAGAAUGGGAAAGAUUUGGAAGCGGUUGAUCUUUUCAGGAAGAUGCAGUCAAAAGGGAUCGAGCCGAAUUCAGUCACGAUACCCUGCGUACUGCCAGCAUUUGCCAAUGUUGCUGCUCUUAUGCAUGGCCGGUCAGCACACUGUUUUUCUCUUAGGAAAGGAUUUCUUCAUGACGUUUACGUUGGCAGUGCGUUGGUGGACAUGUAUGCAAAGUGUGGCAAGGUCAGGUAUGCGAGGACGAUCUUCGAUGCAAUUCCGUCUAAAAAUACGGUUUCGUGGAAUGCGAUUAUUGGUGGCUAUGCAAUGCAUGGGGAGGCUGCAAAUGCUGUGCAGUUGUUCUGUUUGAUGCAGAAGUGCAAACAGAAGCCCGACCUAGUCACAUUUACCUGUGUCAUUAGUGCCUGUGGCCAAGCUGGCCUGACAGAGGAGGGGCGUCACUACUUCAAUGAAAUGCAGCAUAGUCAUGGCAUUUCCCCUAGGAUGGAGCAUUAUGCAUGUAUGGUUACUCUGUUAGGACGGGCUGGCAAGCUUGAUGAGGCAUACGAUCUCAUAAAUGAGAUGCCAUUUGAGCCAGAUGGUUGUAUUUGGGGGUCCUUGCUGGGCUCUUGCAGGGUUUAUGGAAAUGUUUUCCUAGCCGAAGUCGCAGCAGAAAAGCUAUUUGAACUAGAGCCAGAAAAUACCGGCAACUAUGUCCUGCUUUCCAACAUUUAUGCGUCUAAAAAAAUGUGGGACGGGGUAAACAGAGUGAGGGAUCAGAUGAAGAAUAUGGGAUUGAAGAAAGAAAAGGGUUGCAGUUGGAUAGAGAUCAAGAACAAGGUGCACAUGUUGUCAGCUGGUGACAGUUCACACCCCAUGAUGACUGCAAUAACGGAGAAACUAAAGCAGCUUACCAUUGAGAUGAGCAGGCUGGGCUUUGCACCGAGCACAGAUUUUGUCCUGCAUGAUGUGGAAGAACAAGAAAAGGACGAUAUCCUUGCUGUGCACAGUGAAAAGCUGGCUGUUGCAUUGGGCCUCAUAAGCACGAGCCCAGGAACACCCCUCCGGGUGAUAAAGAACCUCCGGAUUUGUGGCGAUUGCCACGAAGCAAUGAAGUUCAUAUCAUGUUUUGAGGGGAGGGAGAUAUCUGUUAGAGACACUAACAGGUUUCAUCACUUCAAGGAUGGGAAAUGUUCUUGUGGGGAUUACUGGUGAUUUUUCCUGCCCUGACUUACUGUCUGUACAACAACUUGGUGUAGGAAGGUGAAUGAGCAUGCAUGUCCCCCUACAUUAUGGUGGAUAUUGUUUUCAUGAGGUAAUGUAAAAUCAUUAUAUCCAAAGUAAGAAACAGAAUCCAACAUGCGGACCUGUGCAUUAUAUGCAGAAUCAAAGAAAAAGUUCACUCCUGUGCUAUGUGAUGUCUCCAGUUGCAAUUUCAGUUUUCUUAAUACCAUGUUGCUACUAUUUUCGUCAGUCUCAGUUUUAUUACCUAAUCAUUCUGAUCUACAACACACCAUUAUCUGCUGUUUUCCAAAGGAGAACUUUAUUUCAACUCUACACGCCACCAUGGGCUUCACCUUGAGUUAGUUGUUUUACCUAGAGACUGAUUGGUAUCCAAGCAAGGUCUAAUUUCCUAGUCAAGUUCUUAGUUAUAUAUGGAGUUUGUUUUUGUAUAACCCUAUGAAUUUUGUAGUCGUUCAGCCUGCAGAUUUCAGAAAUACAUUUGGUGGAGUACUUCCAUUGGAGAGACUCAGUUGGAACUUGGAGUUAAUAUUAAUUUUGUAAAUAGUUGAAAUGAUUAAAUUCAUGGAAGUGAGACACAUCAGCUUUCGGAGUUGCAUCAAAUAGAAAAAAGGUAUCUUUACAUGCUUCUGUUUACACGUGACACUUGCUGAAUGAACUUAACAUUCCUUGUUUUAAGUUAAUAGCAUCAUCCGUUGUCUGUUUUCAUAUUUUUAAUAUGACAUGGUAUUCACCAAAUGAAUGAUCCAGUUUCCAGUUUUUUGUGCCUAGAUUCUUCUAGUCGUUUGCACACACCCAGUUAGUGCCGCUAUGGGCAUGCCAUUCUCUUGUGCAGACAUGACCCAAAAAACCUUGCAGUAGGAUACCAUCUGUUUUGGAUUCUUUAUUAUCUCCGAGGGAUUUUUAGACAGUGACAACUUCUUCAGCAUAUCUUAUCCUUCAUUUCUUCAUUCAGCUUUUAUGGUUUGUAUCUCUCUCCACAUUUUUUAACUAGCUCAUGCUUGCCAGAUUCUAUUGAUAUUCUCAUUUUUUAGCUUCUAUCACAUAUUUUUUCAGAAAUUGUGGCGGGGGCUUUCAUGAUUUUGUUGGAUCAUUCUACUAUAGUAGGGUUCUUAAGUGGGAUAAGAUAAUCACAUUCACUACUGUUGACACAUAGAUAUAUACUUUAAGGAUUAUACUGAUCAAACAGCUUGUUUGUUUCUUCACCAAUGCCAUCAAUCCAAGCAGGAAAUUUAAGCUUGACUUUGGAGAAGCAUUCAAUAUUAUCGA
This is a messenger RNA of Triticum aestivum (bread wheat), 3326 nucleotides long. RefSeq names its product pentatricopeptide repeat-containing protein At1g20230. Gene Ontology annotation, biological process: RNA modification. The record is from RefSeq and is a predicted model, not a curated record. NCBI's taxonomy places the organism in Eukaryota, Viridiplantae, Streptophyta, Magnoliopsida, Poales, Poaceae. The transcript has a single exon. Gene Ontology annotation, molecular function: RNA binding; zinc ion binding; protein binding. The coding region runs from base 24 to 2030 and encodes 668 amino acids.